Molecule: messenger RNA, 1555 nt
Organism: Closterium sp. Naga37s-1
Lineage: Eukaryota; Viridiplantae; Streptophyta; Zygnematophyceae; Desmidiales; Closteriaceae
Source: the annotation of a GenBank genome assembly
UUUCUUGGCAUUCCCUUGUUCGCAUCGCAACUUCCCCAAACCCUUCUCCCCCGACCCAACAAUCAUCUCCCUCCCACCCUGCCACACUUCCCAUCUUGCCAUCGCCCCUCUCUCCUACCUCGCCGUCGCCUCUCCCUCUCGUCCCUCCGUCGCCUCUCCCUCUCGUCCCGCCGUCGCCUCCCUCUUAGCCCGCCAUCGCCUUCUCCUCCCAUCCCUCCGUCGCCUCCCCCUGCUACCCCACCGUCGCUCCCCUUCUCAUCCCGCCGUCGCCUCCCCCUGCCGUCCCGUCGUCACCGCUGACGACAGCUGCACGAGCGCGAGCUGGCGGGCGAGUGCGGGUUGGUCUCUGAGGCACCGUGAUACUCAGGUCUGUGAGUACACGGAGCAAGCGAGGAUGGUCGAUACCAAGGUAUCGGCUGAUGCCGGACCUCAAGGCGACAAAGGCGGUGGGAAGGGAAGCGGCGAGAAGGCGUUGAGUGAGAAAGCGCAGGCACGGAAGCGGGCAAAGCUGGAGAGGCUAAAGAAGAAGUUGGUGCAAAAGAAGGCAGCCAAGCGCGGACAUGGCAGCGAAGAAGCAGGCGAAGCGGCAGGGGGGCGAGCGGCAUUAGAGAAUGGGCGUGGGGGCGAGGAGAGGGAAGGGAAGCGGAGGCGCAUGGUGAAGCACCCCAUGCGAGUGGCGGGGCAACGGCCAGGCGAGCAGUGCUUCUCGUGCGGCGCCGCAAAUCACGCCGCCAAGGAUUGCCCGAAACGAAAGGAGCGCAAAGUGUCCAAGGCGUGUCUCUUCUGCCGGCAGUGGGGCCACGUCGUCAGCGAGUGCCCGCGAGCUGCCUCGGCGUCCGCACCCGCUGUGCCGCAGCCGCCAGGCGCCUCUGGCGAGCAGGGCACGGGGGUCGCGGCAUUGGAGGGAGAAGGGCGUGAGCAAGACGACAAGAGUGCGGUCGGCACAGAGGGGUUGGGAGUGGGCAUCUGCUACAACUGCGGCUCCACGCGUCAUCGCCUGCACAACUGCCCUUUGCCGCGAGCCAACGGCGGAGCAGCACAUGCGGUGUGCUUUGUGUGCCAGCAGAAGGGCCAUCUCAGUCGUGACUGUCCCCAGAACCCCAACGGCCUCUAUCCCAAGGGCGGCUGUUGUCGCAUAUGUGGACUCAAGACCCAUCUUGCUCGUGACUGUCCUUCAAAGCACGCUGCUGCUACGUCUGCUGCUGCUGCUCCUCCUCCUGCCAGCGCUGCAAAGGUGGAAGGGAGCCAAGGCACCAGGAAGCUGUUGAACAGGCACCAUAUUUUCCCUGGAGGAGACGACUUGGGGGACGACUUUGGGGACGCCAUUUUGCAGCCACUGCAGGCGAAGCGGGGGGAUCAGCAAGAUGGGGAAGGUGAUGCUUUAGAGGAUUUUGAAGAAGCUCAAGGUAGCGAUGAUGAGUUGCUGAUGGGGAGCGAAAACGCCGGUAGGCCAGGUUCGUUGGCUGGUCGGCGUUUCAGUGGCAGGCGGGGAGGGAGAGGCCGAGGCGGAGCUUUUCAUGCUGGUGGCAACAGGCGGCAGGGAAAGGGAUGGUGA